UGUUGUCUGCGCCUUGCUGAUUAGUCCAGGGGAGCAACAGCACGGAGAGAGCCCCAACACAGCGGCAGCUGAAAAAGCAGAAGCUGCCACAAGGCAGAUCCACCCCAGACAUGAGCACCCUCUACUUGUGGGAUCAGCUGCGAGCCGGCAGCUCCGAGGUAGACUGGUGCGAAGAUAACUACACUAUCGUGCCCACGAUAGCCGAGUUCUACAACACGAUAAGCAACAUCUUGUUUUUUGUUUUACCACCCAUAUGUAUGUGCUUAUUUCGUCAAUAUGCAACCUGCUUCAACAGUGGAAUAUACUUAAUAUGGACUCUGCUAGUUGUUGUUGGAAUUGGAUCUGUCUAUUUCCAUGCUACACUCAGUUUCCUGGGUCAGAUGCUAGAUGAGCUGGCUAUUCUUUGGGUCCUGAUGUGUGCUCUGGCCAUGUGGUUCCCCAGAAGAUACCUCCCAAAAGUUUUUCGAAAUGACAGGGCAAGGUUUAAAGCUGCAGUCGGUGUCCUUUCUGGAGUUACUACAUGCCUUGCAUUCAUUAAGCCUGCUAUCAACAACAUCUCAUUAAUGACACUAGGUGUCCCCUGCACGGCUCUGCUUAUUGCUGAGUUGAAGAGGUGUGAAAAUUUGCGUGUGUACAAGCUGGGCCUCUUUUCAGGUCUUUGGUGGAUGUUAGCACUUUUCUGCUGGAUCAGUGACAAAGCAUUUUGUGAGAUCUGGUCUUCAUUUAACUUUCCGUAUUUGCACUGUGUAUGGCACAUCCUCAUUUGCCUUGCUGCUUACCUAGGCUGUGUCUGUUUUGCCUACUUCGAUGCUGCCUCCGAGAUCCCUGAACAGGGCCCUGUCAUAAAGUUCUGGCCCAGUGAAAAAUGGGCUUUCAUUGGUGUCCCCUAUGUCACCCUCCUCUGCGCACAUAAGAAAUCACCUGUGAAGAUUACAUGAAAUCAAGCACCUAGUGGAGGGGACAAUCUAUUUAUUUUUUCAUCACAGACUGUACUUAGGUAAAGGUAGUGGCUAGGGUUGUUUUUUCUGACUACUAUGCAUAUGGUGUUCACAAGUGUUUUGUUAAUACAUGGUAAAAUAUGACCUUUCCUCACUUUUCUGGAGAGGAGGCCAGAAGGUUUAUUGUGGUGCUCCUGAACAUUUAUAUUAGAACUCUGUAUUGACACUGGUUGGGUUUGUUUUGCACUCUGUUUUUGAUGUAGCAUCCAUCAUGAUAUACCGGUAAUUCUUUCCAAAUAUCAAAGUUAAGGCUAUUUUUCAAGGUUGGCCAAAACAGCUGACUGUAAGAGACUGAUUCUCUUUUCAUGUUGGUUCUGCCAGAGCUCUAUUUAGUGAAGGAACAGUGAGGGGGACAAAGGUGCCUUUAAGCCAUCUUUGUGCCUCCUCUAUUCUGUGCCCAGCUCCGAGUAUACGUUAGAGCAAUCUUGAGCGUGCUUUAAUUUGCACCUGGAUGCAUUUAGCCAUAAGUUGUCAUAGUGGUAUUCCAGCGAUGUUUUUUUCCAAAGUCAUGUCUCCACAUGUGGACUGCAGAGGGGGGUAGUGUAGAGCCAUUGUGGCAGCUCUGCACUGCAUGGGAAAUUCCCCAGUAGCUAAAUACAUUAGCAGAGCUGCAGAAGAGGAUGGCAACAAAGGAAAAUCGGACCCAGAAUUGUUACACUGGUGUAAAACAAGAGUAAGUGAGACAAGGAACAGGCCUUAAAUCCAAAUAAGAAAUUCAGGAACCCUAAAUUCCUAAUGUUUUCCUCAAACAGUUCAGAAUGGAAUGACGGUGUCUUUUGGCUAAAUUAUCUACAGGAUGCUAAUGAGUAUCAGCUUGUGUGGGGUGUAGCGGAACCUGGUAGCCAUUACAAACGUAUUUAAAAAUGUAUAUAUUCCCAAUAAGCAUAUGAAGAUAGUUAUAAAAAUCCCCUUCUAUCUCUGGGCUUAAACUUUACCACAUCUGGAGAAAAAAGAUUAAAGGGUGAGACUUUCAAAAGCAUUUGAUAUUGGCCUAACUGCUCCCACAAAAUUAUAUGGGAGUUGUACCAAUAACUUCAAUGGGAGCAGUGUUCAGCCAAUACUGAGCAGUUUUGAAAAUCCCACCCUAAACUAUUAACACUAAAAUUUGGAUUAAACUAUUAAUAAAUAAAACAAAACCCUAGACUCCAAGUCCAGUUGGUGAGAGUUAGUUUCUGACUAAAGCCUUUCAAGUAGAAAUGAAUGCAGUUGUAUCCUAAUGCCCUAGUAGUUGUAUUUAGUAAAGGUAAAUGACCACUUAAAAUCAUAUUUAGGGCCUGCAUGUCCUUCCAAUAAGCAGUGAAGUUUAAAACUUCAGUGACCUUACAUUCUUUGAAGGAAUGUGUGGUAUAAUUUUUGCCAUUUGUAUCAAGCUGUCUUGUAAAACAUUAGGGACAGUCCAAAGGGGUGGUAUCUGAAUCCAGUUUAGUUUUAAGGCUGCUGUUUGGUUUUGACUCCUAGUUAGGGCUAUGGUUGAAAGUCACUUGCACUGAAAUCUUGCAAGCUGUUUUCACAAGUUUUUAGGACAAAAUGAUGCAAGGAAGGAGUCACUGAUUUUCUGAGACUUCUACCAUCUUUAACUAUUGUGAUCAGCUGUUCUUGAGAGAGAGGGUCCUUACUGUUUGAGAUCCAAAUCAAUACCAAAACUGUAGGGGUGGGGCUUCAAGGAAUAGGAUUUGAGGUUCUGGUUUUGGCCUGCCUCUCUAAAAUAUUCAACUUCUAAGCAAUAUCUUACUUUGUCACCAAUACUAGGCGCCAAUGUGAUAUAAUCUCUAAUGUAAUAUAGAAAGUUCCCCUCCAUUUAAAAUAUAUAUUGCUACUUGCAGUGAUAAAAGUUGAUCCUUAGUUUUACAAUAUAUAUUUUGAAAAAUCAAACUGAAGUGCUCAUACAACAUUAGUUUAUUCCAGUUUGUUAAAUAUGCAAAUAUAAUAAUUGUUAUAGCUGUAAUAAUUAUGCUUUUCCAGUUAGCUGAGGCCUUUAUUGCUUUACUUGGGAUCAAUUUGGGAGUUGUGAAUGUUACCCAGAUUUGGUCUGUAUAUAACCAGCCUCAGGGAUAUUUCUGUUUUAACCUUAUUCUAACACCUAACACUUAAUUUGGAUUAGAUGGGAAGUGUGUUGUGUAGUUUUAGGAAGCAAGGCACGGUAAUUUACGACAAGUGUUCCAGAGCUGUUUGGUGGAACCAACUCUUCAGUAUCACAUACUGAGGGCCUGAUUCUUUGCUAUCUUAUAUCAGUGUUGGCUCCAUUGGCUUGAGUGGAGUCACUUCUGACUUACACCGGUGUAAGCGAGAGGAGAACUGGGUCCUGGAACUUUAAGCAUUCUCUUACACUUGGCUGCUGUGGUCACAGAAAUGUACCUUAUAACAGUUUUUACUUGAGAAUAUGCUACUGAGAGAUGAAAACCCAGAUCCUCUGCUAUGGAAUGGUGCAGCUCUUGUGGAGCAGGGGCAAGGGAGGAUGUGCAAAGAUCUGCUCCCCCAGUGCUGGUCUGGAUGUAUGUUGGUCUGGUCCCCUGGUGUAGCUUAAGUCAGCCUCGAAGGAUCAGCUGGGUGUAGAGAAGCCUCAGCUAAACCUUGUAUCCCAACGGCAGGGCGGGGAAGGAGGGUGAAGGAGCCACUACCUUGAAUCUACACCAGCAGAGGGUUCUCAUAUACGAGGCUGUACCUCCCUUUGUCAGCUAUGCUAGACUUAGGGCCAAAAUAUGCCUGUGGUGAAGUGAAUAUUGCACACUGGAGGGUCUGAUACAAAUAGUCCUGUAGAAAAACAUAGACCAUUUCAGCCCAAAUGCUACUGAGUUCUUUAUUACAGAAAUACAAAGGGAGGAAGCAUCCCCAAAGUCUGAAGAAAGUGAUACGUCACACUAGAUUGAUCAGCCCUUCCCAUUUCAAGAGCCACUGUCUGUGCCAGAAUAAACACAUUCCUCUAUUUAUUAGAACAUGGUUCUAGAGGAAAGACAAAUAUAACACGGUAUGAACCAAAUCGUACUCUGCUCCAAUGAACACGUUAGUUUAAUUGGAAAAGUCAUUAGUGACUAAGGGGAUGAAAAGAUGCGGCCUGAUUCUCAACUGCCCUGCACCUUGUGUUAUUAUUUCCACCAGUGCAAAGUGCUACCAAAGCACUAGCAUCAAUGCAAAGUGCUACCACAACACUACUAUCAAUGACCACAUGAGAUAUAGGGCAGUUGAGAAGCAGACACCUGAAAGCCAUAAACUCUUUCCCAAUCAGUGACUCUUUCAAUCUUCUUAAAUUACAGUGGGGUUUUUUCUCUCUCUCUCCUUGCAGUUUUCAGAGUAGGAGCCGUGUU
Messenger RNA from Terrapene triunguis (Three-toed box turtle), 4300 nucleotides. RefSeq names its product alkaline ceramidase 2 (gene ACER2). Gene Ontology annotation, molecular function: hydrolase activity, acting on carbon-nitrogen (but not peptide) bonds, in linear amides. Gene Ontology annotation, biological process: ceramide metabolic process. Gene Ontology annotation, cellular component: membrane. The record is from RefSeq and is a predicted model, not a curated record. The transcript is spliced from 6 exons. The coding region runs from base 111 to 938 and encodes 275 amino acids. NCBI's taxonomy places the organism in Eukaryota, Metazoa, Chordata, Testudines, Emydidae.